AUGACGGUCGAUAAGGAAGCACAAUACGAUAGACAGCUAAGGUUAUGGGCUACUUCUGGUCAACUGAAUUUAGAAAAUAGCCAUAUUGCUUUAAUCAAUGUUAGCGCUACAGGAUGUGAAGUAUUGAAAAACCUAAUAUUGCCCGGAAUUGGCAAAUAUACCGUUAUUGAUGAUCGGGUGGUGACUCAAGAACACUUGUCAUCGAAUUUCUUUCUCAGGUUGAAAGAUAUGGGUAAAAAAUUGGCUCAUUGUGUCAAGACAAAUUUGAAUGAGUUGAAUGCUGAUGUUGAAGGUUUUUCAAUUGAAAAAUCGCUUGAACAGAUAUUAGAGUAUGACAUUGAAUACAAAUUUUGGGAUCAGUUCCAUUGUGUUAUUGUUAGUAAUUAUACUCCUAAAUUGAAAAAUUUGAUUGCUUUACUUUGGGACAAACAUAUACCUUUGCUUGUGGUUAAUACAGUGGGGUUUUAUGGAUCAUUGAAUCUCAUUGCCAAUGAAACCACAGUUAUCGAAACUCAUGAUCCAUCAAAAUUGUUUGAUUUGAGAAUUGAUCAGCCAUGGCCAGAAUUGCAACAAUAUGCCGACUCUUUCAGAAUGGACGAAUUGAGCGAUCAAGAUCAUGCACAUGUGCCAUAUAUAGUCAUUUUUAUCAAGGCAUUGCAGUUUUGGAAACUUAAUCAUGAAGGUCGGCCACCAUCCACUUAUAAUGAGAAGAAAUCAUUUAAGAGUUUAGUUGAAUCCAUGUCGAGAAACAUCAAUUUGGAAACGAAUUUCAUUGAGGCUUUACAAUCGUGUCAUCGAGCUUUUCAAAAGACGGAAUUACCUCAAAGUAUACAGGCUCUAGUUGAAGCCAUUGAUUCUAGACCGAUUGAUGUAAAGACUUCAAUUUUCUGGAUUUAUAUUGCCGCAUUGAGGGAAUUUUUGAUAUUGAAUAACAAUAUUCUUCCCUUGCCGGGUAAACUACCUGAUAUGGCAUCGGAUACCAAAAAUUAUACAACGUUAUCGCGACUUUAUCGUGACAAGGCAAUUAAAGAUCAACAACUAUUUACCCAACAAGUUUACAAGAUACUAGAUCAAAUUGGCAAACCACGAGACUCGAUAAAUCCGGAAUCGAUUGCUACAUUUUGCAAAAAUACCCAUUUAUUAUUUGUCACCACGGGAUCUAAAAAUCUAGUCAAUGAUUCACUAUUGGCUAAUCUCAAUCCAUCAAGUGAUUUACUUGAUUCAAGCACUACUACUACAGCAACUACGGAAUCAGGUAUGAUUUCCAUCUAUGUCGCGAUACUAACAUUUAAUGCAUAUAUUGAACAAUACAAAGCACCACCAACAAUUGAUGACCUCCAUGAAUUUAUCUCAAUAUACCGAUCAAAAAUUUUAAAAUCGGGUACUACAGAUUCAGCUACACCGCCAAGAACACAAAUUCAACCAUCAACAUUGGAUGUUUUCAAGGAAAUUCUAAUGCACAAUUCAACCAAUUACCCAAAUUUGAGUAGUUUGAUGGGUGGUGUUGCUAGUCAAGAGAUUUUAAAAUUGACUACAGCUCAGUACAUUCCCUUGGAUAAUUUAUUCAUUUUUGAUGGUAUAAAAUCAACUAGUGAACGAUUCAAGAUUCAAUAA
Molecule: messenger RNA, 1614 nt
Organism: Lodderomyces parapsilosis
Lineage: Eukaryota; Fungi; Ascomycota; Pichiomycetes; Serinales; Debaryomycetaceae
Exons: 1
Coding region: 1-1614 (537 amino acids)
Biological process (GO): protein neddylation
Cellular component (GO): cytoplasm
Molecular function (GO): NEDD8 activating enzyme activity
Source: RefSeq, a predicted model, not a curated record